UCGGAAUAAUUUAACAGCAGAAAUCAAUGCACCGUAGUAGUGAUUACUUUGAAUAAAAUCGUGAAACUAAUGUAAAAGAAGAGUGCAGUAAUGGAAUUCAUUACCGAAUAUAAAAAUUAUGUUACAUCUAUCAUAAACAACGGUUCGAAAAGUUAAUUUAAUAUAAAUUUAUUCAAGAAUAUAUACAAGAACUAUCUUGUUAUUAACAUCAAGUACAGUGUGCACAAUAUAUUGCAAUAUAUUUUAAUGAGAUAGAUCAUAAAAACGUAAUUAAAAUGGAAUUAUUAAUACAAAAAUUUCCUGCGUUAUAUAAAAUUGGAAUAUCUAAAAAAUCGAAAUUUGUACAGUUAGCACUUGUAAAUUACAUACACAAUAAUAACAAUAUUCUAUACAACACAAACAAGUCUAAGAAUACAUCAAGUAUUACUUAUCCUUUCCAACAAUCAGAAAAAAAAGAAAGACAAACAUAUUUAGAUGUUGUACAUUUAUAUUCUAAGGAAAAUCGUUUAAGAACUGGACAUGCAGAAUUUAUUUUGCAUGCUAUGAAAUACAUGGAGGAAUUUGGUGUGCACAAAGAUCUAGAAGUUUAUAAAACAUUGAUGGACGUAUUUCCUAAGGGACAUUACAUAGCAAGAAAUAAGUAUCAAAUCAUGUCGUAUUAUUUUCCAAAGCAGCAAGAUACAGCCCUUAAAUUGUUGCAAAAAAUGGAAGAUAAUCGUGUAAUACCUGAUUAUGAGAUGCAGGAAAUGAUUUUGAAUAUCUUUGGUUCAGUCAGCUUGCCCAUUAUGAAGUUCUGGCGUAUGAUGUAUUGGCAGCCAAAAUUUUCUAGAUUAAAUCCUUGGCGUGUCCCAUCUCCUGUACCUACAGAUCCGAAAGUGCUAGCUGGUUAUGCUAUAAAAGCUUUAUCUAGCAAAGAUUUGUUAAGCAAAGUUACAGAAUAUAGCACAAAGGAUGUAGUAGAUGCUGUGGAUGAUACAUGGAUUAUAUCUACGAUGAGUAGAACACAGCAAGAAUUACUUGCUGUACAACCUACCUCUCAGCCUUUAAAUAUUGAAGGACCUUUUAAGGUUUGGGUUAAGGAUAACCAUUUAGAUUAUUUUGUAUUGAAAGGAGAUCCAAUUAAACGUGAAAUUGUUCAUACUAAUGGGGAUGAUGUCAACAAUAUAGAAAUUCCUUUUUGGGAGAAACUGCACAUUCAUAUACCUGUUAGUAUACACGAACAAGAUGAUGGUGUAUAUUAUGCAAUAUGUCUCACUGGCACAUCCUCCAAAGAUUCUCUACUAUCAUGGAUAAGAUGUUUGCAAAAAACGAAUCCUGUUUUAAAUCAUAUACCUAUUGUAUUUAAACUAAAAUCAGCAGUAGUAGAUCCAUUGUACAUACAAGAAAGUAUAGAAAAAGAGAACAAAAACAUAUCAAUGGAUGAGUAAUUUAUGUACGUAAAUCACAUGCAUAAAUAAAGUUGCUUUAAAUGUA
This is a messenger RNA of Megalopta genalis, 1473 nucleotides long. It is a transcript of the gene ECSIT, whose product is annotated as evolutionarily conserved signaling intermediate in Toll pathway, mitochondrial. Gene Ontology annotation, biological process: cell surface receptor protein serine/threonine kinase signaling pathway; innate immune response. The record is from RefSeq and is a predicted model, not a curated record. NCBI's taxonomy places the organism in Eukaryota, Metazoa, Arthropoda, Insecta, Hymenoptera, Halictidae. Gene Ontology annotation, cellular component: mitochondrion.